AUGGCAUCAGCGACAGCGACUAAAGAGCCACCAGCGGCACCGGCAAGCUCGAGCACGCUUCAAAAGGCCAAAGUCAACCUAUCGUACCUUGCUCUUGGAUCGGCAGCUAGCGUCGCGCCCAGCUCGCUCGCGACCCGCUCUUUCCUCACCACCACGAGAUAUGUCCUUCGGUAUGCCAUCCGCAGACUGAUCCGAUACGCCAAGUACGCUGCAGUGGGAGCUGUAGCGGCUCUAAUAGGCGGGUCGGUGCUUGGUACACUUGGAAGCGGGGUAGCGUUCUUUGCUGCACCAGGACUGCUGGGCGGGAUGGGAAUAGGUGUCUUGACUGCUGUAGGCAAGUUUGGCUGGAGACAUCGCGGGAACUGGUUCAGGGGAGGAUACUUUGAGGGUAUGAGACAAAGGGCGGCAGAAGGCCACGAUGGAGCAGCAGACGAACACAGCGAUGCGGGGAGUGUCGAGCGGGCUGCAAAUGCAGAGAAUAACCGGAGGAAGGAGGACGUCUGGAUGCGGGCAUAA
Molecule: messenger RNA, 516 nt
Organism: Dioszegia hungarica
Lineage: Eukaryota; Fungi; Basidiomycota; Tremellomycetes; Tremellales; Bulleribasidiaceae
Exons: 3
Coding region: 1-516 (171 amino acids)
Source: RefSeq, a predicted model, not a curated record